Molecule: messenger RNA, 594 nt
Organism: Brassica rapa (field mustard)
Lineage: Eukaryota; Viridiplantae; Streptophyta; Magnoliopsida; Brassicales; Brassicaceae
Molecular function (GO): nucleic acid binding; RNA-DNA hybrid ribonuclease activity
Source: RefSeq, a predicted model, not a curated record
AUGGACUACCUUUUUUGGAGGAAAAAUACAAUUAGAAGGCCAGAAGAUGAUAGAGACCCUUAUCCCUGGAUAGUCUGGUACAUAUGGAAGGCGAGAAAUGAUAAGCUAUUCAGGGGGAUUGAUAGGGACCCUCUGGAACUGGUCAGGUAUGCAGAGAGUGAAUGUCAGGCUUGGUAUAAUGCUAAGGAGUCUAUACUUAAACCCCCUCAGGCACCAAACACUGAAGUGGUACAAGCCUUAAGCUUGAAUAAUAUGUGCAUGGUGGAUGGCUCUUGGACAUCCACAGAUCUUUUCAGUGGAAUUGGAUGGGUAUGGAAGGAUAACACGGGCAAGAUCCAACUUAUGGGAACACAGAAUUUAAGGAGGCGGGAGACAGCACUACACUCGGAAUUGGAAGCAUUGAAAUGGGCAUUGGAAAGCAUGCUCCAACACUUGGGUACAUAUUGCAAGGACCUGAUAGCUAUGAUAAAGGAACCCCAAGCCUGGCCAAACUUUUCAACGGAGCUGGAAGCCAUUCGAAUCAUCCUCAUGUGUUAUUCGGAUUUCAAGAUCACCUACGUGCCAAGAACACAUAAUGAAAUUGCUGAUUCUUAA